AUGGCUUCGGAGGUACUUUUCCAGCAACUUGCACCGUUUCCUGCCGAUAUUCCAGUCGCGCCACUGUAUACCUUUCGCCUGGUGGAUCUGGGUUCGGGGGACCAAGCCGUUGCUAAAGAUCUAGUAGCAGCUUGCCAGGAGCUGGGCUUUUUCCAACUCGACCUUCGUGCCGACGAGAUUGGGGACGCAGCCAUAGGAGAGAUUGACCAGCUUUUUGGCGUAGGCAAGGACCUUUUGGACCUGCCUCCGGAAACAAAGGCGAAAUUCCUGCAUGAUGCUCCAAGAAGCUUUCUUGGAUUUAAACCUCGCGGCCAAGCCAAAAUUGAAACAGGCGAGCCUGAUCGAUUUGAGUGGUUCAAUGUUGGCCAAGACGGACUGAAAGGGAAUACCGCCCCCCAACCACUGCCACCACUCAUGCAUGACAAUCUUCCACUCCUGACCUCAUUUCUCGAUCAUGGCCAGAGCAUCGUGAACACAAUCAGCAGAUCUCUGGCAACGCAGCUCGGUCUGCCCGCAGAUGCGAUUUCCUCUUUACAACAGCCUGACAAGCUAUCCGGCACUGUGAUAAGGUUUAUCAAGGCGUUUGCCAGCCCGGACAAUCAGCGCACCAACAUGAUCCACCACACGGACUUUGGUACUAUCACACUACUUGCCAACCUGCUCGGCGGGCUGCAAAUCCUUGCUCCACAAGGCCAUCCUGAAGACAAAAGUGCCUGGCUUUGGGUUCGACCCCAGCCUGGCUGCCUUAUUGUGAAUCUCGGCGAUGCCAUGGUCCAGUGGACCGGCGGCCUGCUGCGAAGCAAUGUUCAUCGCAUUAGCGUCGCUCCAGGCGAGCAGCGCCUCUUUGAUCGGUACAGUUUGGCCCUCCUCGUGCGACCAGAACGAGAUGCAAGCAUGAGAAAACUCACAGGGUCGGCCAAGGAUAGCAAGGACGGAGAUGAUGACAACGGCGACCUGACCGCCUGGCAGUGGGAAGUCAAGAAAGCGAUGGCCCUGACACGUGAUGCAGCUAUGGUACAGAGCAAAGGAGGAAAUCCAACCCCGUUGAAAUCCUGA
Molecule: messenger RNA, 1056 nt
Organism: Pestalotiopsis fici W106-1
Lineage: Eukaryota; Fungi; Ascomycota; Sordariomycetes; Amphisphaeriales; Sporocadaceae
Exons: 2
Coding region: 1-1056 (351 amino acids)
Molecular function (GO): dioxygenase activity
Source: RefSeq, a predicted model, not a curated record